Molecule: messenger RNA, 4413 nt
Organism: Protopterus annectens (West African lungfish)
Lineage: Eukaryota; Metazoa; Chordata; Ceratodontiformes; Protopteridae
Gene: PHC2
Product: polyhomeotic homolog 2
Exons: 22
Cellular component (GO): PRC1 complex; nucleus
Molecular function (GO): protein binding; zinc ion binding
Source: RefSeq, a predicted model, not a curated record
AUGCAAAUGAAUUAUAACAUAUUUUCCUGGUCUGCUGUCUAAGGAGCAAGGGUGAGAAAUGGUUUAGAAGAUGUAACGCAGGACGACUCAGGCAAGGUGGGAGAAAAGGCUGGAGAGAAGGAGGUAGUACUCGGUAGAGUAAAACAGUGACGGAAAACGAGAGAGAUGGACGGCAGAUGGAUGCUGUGAAGAAAGGAAAUGAGUAUGUUGUGAUGGGCUCAGCUCAUGGUUACAUCACAACACCAAAGUGCUCAGCUCAUCCAUAAAAGGAAAUUAUUUCGCUUUUGCUGAGGACCUAGAAUUGAAAUAAUGGCAUUUAGAUCAGGUUCCUUCAGGUCCUACAUGAAUACAUUGAUUUGACAGUGGAAUCAGAGGGCUCCCCUGGUUGAAGAUCUGUUUUGGGUUUCUGCCACCUUGUCUGGUUUUCAUUUUAAGACCCCUGAGCUCUACCUUUCUAGCCAUGGACAAUGAUCAGCCUCCGACCACCUCUACCACAGCAACAACCAACAGUAACAACAGCACAACAAACAGCACUGUCCGUCAGCAGGUACCCCAUAUAUCUGUCUACAGUGGCAUACCAGAUCGGCAAACAGUCCAGGUAAUCCAGCAGGCACUGCAGCGUCAGCCAAACACGGCAGCUCAGUACUUGCAGCAGAUGUAUGCAGCUCAGCAACAGCAUCUCAUGCUGCAGACGGCAGCCCUUCAGCAGCAGCACCUGAACAGCGCUCAGCUGCAGAGCCUUGCAGCCGUACAGCAGGCCAGUUUGGCAGUCAGCAGACAGGGGCCCUCGUCAAAUGGAAAUGUGUCACAGCAGACCGGAUCGCAGCAAACUACAAUUAAUCUGGCAACCUCACCUGCAACUGCUCAGCUGAUCAGUCGAGCACAGAGUGUGAACUCCACACCUGCCGCCACCUCAGGGAUCACGCAGCAAGCGGUGCUUCUAGGAAACACUACAACCCCAACUUUGACAGCCAGCCAAGCUCAAAUGUAUCUGAGAGCUCAGAUGGGUUGGAGUUUCUUUGGUGGGCAGAGACAUGUCAACAAAACAAGGGACUAUGGGAUGUGAUGUACAUUUCAAAGAGAUUUUACGGCACAACAAAGUAACCUUGUGCAAGUAGCUAGGAGCCUAGGCCGUGCUGUUCCUUUAUCCCCUCAGCUCAUCUUCACGCCAACAGCUACGGUCACAGCUGUCCAGCCUGAGGUCACCACUACAUCUACAGGACAGCAGUCUACCACUGUUACUCAGGUACAGAAUCUUGCCAUCCGUACCCAGCAGAGCACAGCUAGUACAGGUACAACCUCCACACAAUCUCAGCUUCCCAGUCUAGCAAUGAAGCCUAUUGUGUCCAGUCAGCUAGCUUCAAAUACACUUCAAGGCAAGAUUACACCACAGAGCCCCAUUCAGUGUAAUAAAGGAGGUCUGUCUGAUUCAUCUGCGGACAACUUAAAGAAGACAGACAACAAUGUACCAGCAAGCUUAGAAAAUAAAGCCAUUAGCCUCAGCCGUACAACUGCCACCACAUCUGUUCCAGUCACAGCGCAUCCUCUCAUCACGCCCGCCUACGCCCAGAUUCAGCCUCACCAGUUGAUUCAGCAACAGCAUAUACAACUUCAGCAGAAGCAAAUCCAGCAUCAGUUUGUGAUUCAACACCAGCCGGUUCAACAGAGACCACAGCCUCAACUUGUUCAAGCUAGUAACACUACUACUACUACUACCACAACAACCACAACCACCACUGCCACUGGUGCCUCAGCAGCUCCUCUUCAGGCUGUCCAGCCUCAGGUGCAGACCCAGUCAUUAGCACAGCCUCUGCAUUUACAGCCUGUGGCAGUGCAGUGCACUGCUCAGCCUCAGGGUCCAGUCCACAGUCAGACUCCUUCUCAGGGUCCAGUCCCACUGCCAAGUCCGCUUUCAUUGUGUGCGUCUUUAACUGUGCAAAAAGACACUGUUCAACACCAGCAAGCCACUUCACAGCCCCCUGUGCUGCAGGGUGCAGUUCCAGUGCAGAUAAAUCCUGAUGUAGUUCACCAAAAUGGGCCGACUGAAGAGCCGUCACAAGUUGUGAGCCAACCUCCACAAACGACAGCAGUGAAUUUGCAAGUCCAGCCAAUAAUCCACACUCAAAUCCAGGAAGCAGUGCCAAAGGAGAAACUGCUUGCCUUAGAAAAGAAGUUAACAGAAAAAACAUCAGGGCAGCAGAAUAAUUCGUUACCUUGUGCUGUAGUCACCACUGAACCAAAAACUCCUGCCACAGACAAACUGCUCUUCCAAGGGGAGGAACAGGAAAGCUCUCCUGUAAGGAGUAUUGCUGCCUUACCUGCAAUGACAUCAGGAAACGGAAACUCAACCAAAACUGUUGCUGGUAGCACCCCUCACAGUGGCGAAAGCAAACCACCCCAAGCUAUUGUGAAGCCACAAAUAUUGACGCAUGUAAUUGAAGGGUUUGUCAUCCAAGAAGGAGCAGAACCAUUUCCGGUGGGUCGAUCUUCAUUGCUAACCGAAAGUUUCAAGAAACAGAAGUAUUCUCAGCAGACCCUUUUGGAAUUGGAGAAAAUUCCUUCCCAGAACAAUACCACAACUGAUUCUGAAAUGGAAGAACAGUCUUUGCAGGAAUCAAAAGACCAAGAAGAGCCUCCCAAGCUAAAAUGUGAACUUUGUGGCAGAGUUGAUUUUGCGUACAAGUUCAAAAGAUCCAAAAGGUUUUGUUCUAUGGCCUGUGCAAAAAGGUACAAUGUAGGUUGCACAAAACGGGUGGGUCUCUUCCACCCUGACAGAAGUAAACUUCCCCCAAAAACAAAUGGCCCCAGACAUGGGAGAAGACGAUCCCGAAAAAAUGGUUUACAAAAUAACACCAGUCAAGAACACAAGAAACAGUUAAAGCCACCUGUUGCCUUGGCCACUACAGUGCCUGUUCCUGUAUCUGUACCGGAGCCCCUUCCAUCACCCCAUAGUCAGGAAGAUUCAAGUCGAGCCUCUGAUAAUUCUAGCUACGAGGAGCCACUGUCCCCCAUUUCCGCAAGCUCUUCCACAUCGCGCCGGCGCCAGUGUGAGCGAGAGUUUGACCUCCAAGACAUGAGAAUGCGUGACAUUCUUGGUGUGGGACACCAUUUCUUACCGAGUGACCCAACCAAAUGGAAUGUGGAAGAUGUGUAUGAAUUUAUCCGUACAUUGCCUGGAUGUCAAGAAAUUGCUGAUGAGUUCCGUGCACAGGAGAUAGAUGGGCAGGCUCUUCUUCUCCUGAAAGAAGACCACCUUAUGAGUGCAAUGAACAUCAAGCUAGGACCAGCACUGAAGAUCUAUGCUAGAAUCAGCAUGCUCAAGGACUCAUAAUUUUGCACUUCCCCACCACAGAGGCACCCAGUCAGUGUGAAGCUGAAAAGGCCGCUGAGCAUAGUUUUUGACUCUGCAAACUUGUGAAAAGGACACUUCAGUUCCCUGCAGCCACUGAAGGAAAACCUUAAUUUUAUCUCAGUCAUUUUUAUGUGCACUAAAACCAAUAAGUUCUGAAGUUGACCUUUUUUACUUGUACAAAUUGUUGGGCUGUCUGAAUUGUUUGACAGUAUGAGAAACUUGUUGAAAACACAGAUGCAUAUAAAAACUGUGUACUCCAGCAGCAUAAUGUUUUUUGUCGCGUAUUUAUGAAUGGAAGGGGGAAACGGGUGAAGAGUAAAACAUUUUUGCAUCAUGUGUUUAAAAGUAAAAUCCAAAGGAAUGUUAGCAGUCUGUUCUUCGUUUAUCACUUCUUGGGUAGAUUCUGAGGAGGCAGAGAUGAACAACAGUGUCUGAACAUGGCUGCCAAGUUUCAUUUCUGAACUGAAAAGAAAACUGAACUUGAACUACAGACAAAAGUAUCCGUGCUUUAUUGCUGCGUGCAACAGUGGAAAGACAAGCAACUAUAACCAUUUUUAUGUGCCACCUAAUUGUGGCAUUAGGCAGGGAAUAUACUCUGCACUGUGGUAUGGUGGGGACAUUAACAUGUUCCCUGAAUCAUGGGUAAUAGUGCAUAUUUAUCUUCGCUUUCUUUUCACUAGUGUAUGCAUUUGCAGGACUUUUGUCUGUUGCUGGGAACGCAGCUUAGUUGUGAAACAUAACUGAAUGUUACAAAGACUUUUACCCAUUUAGUAAAGAUGUAUGGAAUCCUACUGUAACAGUAAGGAUGGCAGUGAAGCUAGAGAAUAUGGUGCUAUCAAUUACUGAAGCAAUUAAAUUUGUAUUUGUAAGUAUUUAUAAAAAUAAGGAACAUUUUGUACAGUUUUUCAUUAUGCAGAAUAUCAACAGAAUGUCUGCAAGCCACUUUUUGUAGCAAAGAAAUGUUUGUUAAAAUUCUGUUUUUCUGGAGUUUUGGUCACUGUUGAAUUUGCAUGUUUUGUAAUAAAAGAUGAAAAAAUGCUAAGCACCAUUUUAACAAGAUA